This is a messenger RNA of Cylicocyclus nassatus, 543 nucleotides long. Lineage: Eukaryota; Metazoa; Nematoda; Chromadorea; Rhabditida; Strongylidae. The record is from the annotation of a GenBank genome assembly.
AUGACCUUCGAGGAGAAAACAUUUUGCUGCAGCGUCACGGUCGCUGUCGUCAUGAUGUGCUCAGCCGAACUAGCGACUAUAAUCAUUGCGUAUCUUACCAAUGUAGAGCAUCCGCUAAUGCGAUGUCAGUCCUACAAUGUUUCUGUCUUUGGCCUCGGUGAACGACAUUCUGUAAUUGCACAGCGACGAAUAUGUACCAAUAAUGGAGCCCUACUGGCUUGGAUAAUAAUUCAUCUCUUCAUCGAUCUCAUCGCUUUGAUCGCUAUACAAACAACUCGAUAUCGAGCCCUUCUACCCUACAUUUUUACUGCAGUGAUAGAUCUGCUCAUGUCUUCUGCUUAUCUAGUGGUGCUAUUUGUACAAAUGAUUCGAGGCGACAAGAUUGAUAAUGUGCUGGUGAUUUUCAUCAUCUUUGUGGUGCUAUUCAAAAGCUACAGUUUGUACUGUUCACGACGACUUUAUUGGAUUCUGCAAUCAGUGUUUGAUCGUCGCUACAGUACUCGUACAGUAGUCAUCAAAGAUGAUUCGUCUUUUCAGUUUUAA